GUAGUUUCCGACGGAUGACCGACCUCGAGUCCUCAGCCAACCUCUCCUAUCGCAGCGCCGCCGCGGAGCCGUAGACACAUUCUUCGGUGUUUUUGUGUCAUUUCAAAGACAUUAAUCAUGGUUUUCGAGAGGAAGAUGCUCACGUACGGAGACCCCGAUGACGAGGAGGAAGAUGCACCUGGUGAGGAAGAAGAAGAGGAGGAGGAAGAGGAAGAAGAAGAAGAAGAGAUGGUGGACCCUUUAGAAACGAUACGGGCGAAGUGUGAGCAGACCGAACACUGCGUGCACUACAAGGAGCGCCUGGAGGCCUGUGAAGCUCGGGUCGGCUCCAGAUCCAGCACAGAAGAGGAAUGCACAGAAGAACUCUUUGACUUCCUGCAUGCACGAGACCAUUGUGUUUCACACAAGCUGUUCCACAAUGUGAAAUGAUGUGCAUGCCCUCACCUCCCCAGAUUAGAGUCUAUUUAACUGUUAAACAAUGUAAAAUACUCGGUUCCACCCUGAAAUCCAGGAAAACCUUCAGUGUGUAUUUGUCAAGGUUGUUGCUACGAUGUGUUGUUGGCACUUAAUUUCAACAGUUAAUGCAAAGAAAGACUCAGACUGUCAUGUUUUAAUGUGGUUCUGAUGUAACGGCAAGAUCACUGCUCCAACAGGGCUUUACCUCAGGCUCCGUCGUGGAUUUUUUUUUCUGGAUGAGAAAAUAAAGGUUUUCUUUGGUUUCCACUUGA
This is a messenger RNA of Salarias fasciatus (jewelled blenny), 728 nucleotides long. RefSeq names its product cytochrome b-c1 complex subunit 6, mitochondrial-like. NCBI's taxonomy places the organism in Eukaryota, Metazoa, Chordata, Actinopteri, Blenniiformes, Blenniidae. Gene Ontology annotation, cellular component: respiratory chain complex III. The coding region runs from base 118 to 429 and encodes 103 amino acids. The transcript is spliced from 4 exons. Gene Ontology annotation, biological process: mitochondrial electron transport, ubiquinol to cytochrome c. The record is from RefSeq and is a predicted model, not a curated record.